Messenger RNA from Spodoptera littoralis (African cotton leafworm), 1548 nucleotides. Lineage: Eukaryota; Metazoa; Arthropoda; Insecta; Lepidoptera; Noctuidae. The record is from the annotation of a GenBank genome assembly.
AUGAUCGUAGUAGCGCUCGUACUUGUGGGAGUAGUGGCCCUGUACCUGUACGGGACUCGCAACCACAACUACUGGAAGGAAAGAGGAGUCAAACAUGACAAACCGAUACCAAUCUUCGGAACCGAUGCGAAGCGGUACCUUCUCCAGAGCAGUAUCGCACAGAGGGCAGCUGACACCUACUGGAAGUAUCCUGGAGAGAGGUUCGUGGGGUACUACCGCGGCUCUAUCCCUGAGCUGGUGAUCCGUGACCCCGACCUAGUCAAACGAAUCAUCACCACAGACUUCUCCUACUUCUACUCCCGGGGCCUGUCGCCUGCACACAAAGUGAUCGAGCCUCUGCUUCGUAACCUAUUCUUUGCGGACGGUGACCUCUGGCGUCUGCUCCGGCAGCGCAUGACUCCUGCAUUCACAAGCGGCAAGCUGAAGGCGAUGUUCCCAUUGAUUGUAGAGCGAGCUGAAAAGCUGCAGGCACGCCUACUCGAUACCGCCGCUGCCGGCCGCCCGAUAGACGCCCGCGAGCUCAUGGCUCGCUACACCACCGACUUCAUCGGUGCCUGCGGUUUUGGUCUCGACGCCGAUUCCCUUAACGAUGAUAGUUCACCCUUUAGGAAACUCGGCAUGAAAAUUUUCAAGAUAGACUUGAAGCGCUGUAUUGUAAUAUUCUGCAAAACUAUUUUCCCUGACUUAUUUAAGUCACUUAAAUUUUUGGGCCAGGAACUGGAAGACGAUAUUUUAACUCUCGUAAAUCAAAUUCAAAAACAAAGAAAUUAUAAGCCGUCCGGCCGUAACGACUUCAUAGAUUUCUUGAUGGAAUGGCAACAAAGAGGAAAGAUCCUGGUAGAAUCCCUGGAAGAAAUGAACCCAGACGGCACACCCAAAUCUGUGGAACUGGAGAUGGAUGACGUACUGGUAGCAGCGCAAGCGUUCAUCUUCUUUGCGGCUGGUUUUGAGACUUCCUCGUCAGCGACGAGCUUCACGUUGCACCAGCUUGCUUAUCACCCAGAAGUGCAGAAGAAGGCGCAGGCUGACAUCGACCGAGUGCUCGCCAAACACAACAACCGCCUCAGCUACGACGCGGUCAAGGAGAUGACCUACCUGGACUGGGUGCUGCAGGAAGGCAUGCGCAUCUUCCCGUCCUCCGGCAUGUUACUGAGGCAGUGCGUGCGCCCGUACACCAUCCCAGGGACGGACAUCACCAUCGAUAAAGGUGUCAAGAUAAACAUCCCUCUAGUUGCACUGCACAACGACCCACAAUACUUCGACAACCCUAAAGAGUUCCGCCCCGAGCGCUUCGAACCGGAGGAAGUGGCUAAGAGACACAAGUUCGUGUACCUGCCGUUCGGAGAUGGACCUCGCUCCUGCAUCGGUGGUCGAUUGGGUCAGAUGCAGUCGCUGGCUGGAUUGGCAGCAGUGCUGGCCAAGUUCUCAGUGUCACCGGCGCCGGAGACCAAGCGCGAGCUGGAGUCCGACCCCACCUCCAGCAUCGUGCAGAACAUAGUGGGUGGCAUCCCGCUCAUGUUCCACGCGCGCCACGCCCCGCCUGCGUAG